GAAGAAUAAGAACAAACCCCAAAUCACUUCUCCUUCUCCUCCUUCUUCUUCGUCGCCAAAUCCAAAGGCCAAAACUAUCCUCUUAAUUCCUUCGGUUACGAAGAAAUGGCAAUUUCAUCACCAGCAGGCACCGCCGCUGUCGCUUCUUCUAAGCUUAGAUACCCACAAGCCUCCCCUCUCCCUAUUCACUCCUCAGCCACUUCUGCAGUUUUCUCUUCAAUUAUCCCUAAACUAACCCCUACCCACCUCUCCUCUUCCUUCCUUCCUCCUUUUAUCACCACCGUCUCCACCUCCUCCGUCUUCCCCCACCGCCGUGCCUAUUUCACAGUCAAAGCUGCCCGUGGCAAAUUCGAACGCAAAAAGCCCCACGUCAACAUCGGCACCAUUGGUCAUGUCGACCACGGUAAAACCACCUUGACUGCCGCUCUAACUAUGGCCUUAGCUUCCAUGGGUAACAGCGCCCCGAAAAAGUACGACGAAAUCGACGCCGCCCCUGAAGAGCGUGCCCGUGGUAUCACCAUCAACACCGCCACCGUCGAAUAUGAAACCGAGAACCGCCAUUACGCCCACGUGGAUUGCCCCGGGCACGCUGAUUAUGUUAAAAACAUGAUUACUGGAGCUGCCCAAAUGGACGGUGCCAUCUUGGUCGUUUCCGGAGCCGACGGACCCAUGCCCCAGACUAAAGAGCAUAUCUUGUUGGCUAAACAAGUUGGUGUCCCAAACAUGGUCGUGUUUUUGAACAAACAAGACCAGGUAGAUGAUGAAGAGCUUUUGCAAUUGGUCGAAUUGGAGGUGCGUGAAUUGCUUUCUAGUUACGAAUUUCCUGGUGAUGAUGUGCCUAUUGUUUCUGGUUCUGCACUUUUAGCUUUAGAAGCUUUAAUGGCUAAACCCAGUAUUCCUAGAGGAGAAAACCAGUGGGUUGAUAAGAUUUAUGAACUUAUGGAUGCUGUUGAUAGCUAUAUUCCUGUUCCUCAAAGACAAACAGAUUUACCUUUCUUGUUAGCUGUUGAGGAUGUGUUUUCCAUCACCGGCCGUGGUACUGUCGCCACCGGUCGUAUCGAGAGAGGUACUAUUAAGGUUGGAGAUACUGUUGACAUUGUUGGAUUGAAGGAAACCAGGAAUGUCACAGUUACUGGAGUGGAAAUGUUUCAAAAGAUAUUAGAUGAUGCCAUGGCUGGUGAUAAUGUUGGAUUGUUGCUUAGAGGUGUUCAAAAGGCUGAUAUUCAGAGAGGGAUGGUUUUGGCUAAACCGGGAACUAUCACGCCCCAUACCAAGUUCAGCGCCAUUGUCUAUGUGUUGAAGAAGGAAGAGGGUGGUAGGCAUUCUCCAUUCUUCGCAGGUUAUAGGCCUCAGUUUUACAUGAGGACCACCGAUGUCACCGGAAAGGUAUCUUCCAUUAUGAAUGAUAAGGAUGAAGAGUCUAAGAUGGUUAUGCCCGGUGACCGUGUAAAGAUGGUAGUUGAGCUCAUUAUGCCCGUGGCUUGCGAACAAGGGAUGCGGUUCGCAAUCAGAGAAGGUGGGAAGACAGUUGGAGCCGGUGUUAUUCAGUCCAUCAUUGAGUGAUUUUUGGAUACACCUAAGUUGCAAAAAAUGUUAUUUGCAUUUGCAGUGAUGUCAAAAAAACUUCAUAUGUUAAAGUCAUGCAAUUAGUUUCAUCACAAUUUUUAAAACCUCUUUGAUUCCAAUUUCAUAUUUGGAGUUUUGUAUUUCUUUUGCUUCAACCUCAUGUUAAAUCUAGUUGGUUAAUAUUCAUGU
Hibiscus syriacus is the source of this 1755-nucleotide messenger RNA. Its product is annotated as elongation factor Tu, chloroplastic-like. Gene Ontology annotation, molecular function: GTP binding; GTPase activity; translation elongation factor activity. The record is from RefSeq and is a predicted model, not a curated record. The transcript has a single exon. Lineage: Eukaryota; Viridiplantae; Streptophyta; Magnoliopsida; Malvales; Malvaceae. Bases 106 to 1563 code for a protein of 485 amino acids. Gene Ontology annotation, cellular component: mitochondrion. Gene Ontology annotation, biological process: mitochondrial translational elongation.